Taeniopygia guttata (zebra finch) is the source of this 4421-nucleotide messenger RNA. RefSeq names its product B-cell differentiation antigen CD72. The record is from RefSeq and is a predicted model, not a curated record. Gene Ontology annotation, molecular function: transmembrane signaling receptor activity. Gene Ontology annotation, cellular component: plasma membrane. NCBI's taxonomy places the organism in Eukaryota, Metazoa, Chordata, Aves, Passeriformes, Estrildidae.
UCUGCUUCUACAGAAACCAGCUGCAGUUUUCAUUCGAAGCAGAGCAGAGCCCGCAGUGCCAUCGGGGCCGCCCGGGACAUGGCCCAGAGUGUGGUGUAUGCUGACCUGAAGUUUGCCACGGGGCCCUCAUCCACCGUUCCCGACGACGAUGACAGCCCGUACGAGAACGUGCCGCUGGGGCCGGCGGCAGCAGCGCCCAGCCCAGGGCGCUGGACCCGGCGAUGGCGCGUCCCGACAGCGCUGCUGGCAGCCAGCCUGCUCCUGCUGCUGCUGCUGCUUGUGGCCGUCGUGGCCCUCGGGGCUUGCCACUGGCAGGUCACCCGCAGCCUGCAGGACUCUUCCCGUGAGCACAUGGCCGAGCAGGGCCGCCUGUCACAGCAGCUGAGGGUGCGGGAGCAGAGCCUGGAGCAGACACAACUGGAGCUGGCAUGGGCCAGAGAAGAGCUGCAGCGAGCGUGGCACGAGGGCAACAUCAGCCAGCUGCAGCUGAAAAGCAGCAAUGCUGAGCUGGGGCAUACCCAGCAGGAGCUGGCUGUGUUGCAGAAGGAGAUGCAUGUGGUGCAAUUGAAGUUCAACAACAGCGAGAGGACUGUGAGCAGCCUGCAUGCCUGCAUUAACACAGAUUGCUGCCCCAGGGGCUGGGUACUCUUCAAGAGCAAGUGUCUCUUCAUCUCGGUGACAAACAAGACCUGGGAGCAGAGCCAGGAGGACUGUGCAGAGAGAUUGGCUCAACUGAUGGUCCAAGAUAACUGGACACCACUGACAGUGCCGUAUUUUGUGCAUGCGUCUAAGGCACACUACUGGAUUGGAGGAAAACCUUUUUAUAAGGAAAGGAGGUCUACAUGGAUGGACAACAAACAACCCUUGAAACGCUAUAUUUGCUGGUCAGUAGUUAAUGGGGAAAUGUGGAGUAAGCGGUGUGACAAUGCCUACCAGUGGAUCUGCGAGAAAUCCCCAAAGCUGAGCAGUGCAUCUGAGACUUGACCUCUUUUUUGACCAAGGACUGACUGCUGCCACCUCCCUUCAUUGCUGGACUCCGGAACAGGACCUGGGUGUGCACCCUGAGUUCCUCUCCCCAGUGCACACUUUGCUUCAAUUGCAUUGCAAAACUGCUGGGGGAAAGUGUCUCUAUUUUAAAGCAAGGAUUAUGGAAAAUAGACCUUAUUCCCCUCUCCCACACUCAUGCAAACACACAUUAUACUGCUUUGUACUGUACCACUGCAUGUCCCUGUAUGUCCUGGCCAAUGCAGCUCUGACCCAGGUCUCCAGUGCCGAGCCCAGCUCCCACCUUCUUUGUUACCCCAAGGCUGCUGGGGUACAGAAUCUGCCAUUUGCAUAUUUUUGGAGCUGGGGGAUGACACACUGAUGUUCUCAAACUGUCCAUUUUGGGGAGAUCUGUGGAUUUACAGCCUGUCCGUUCUCUCAGCAUUCACAGCUCUCGUCCUGACAUUUCUUCUGCCUUCAUCACCUGCCCAGGGCUUUGUGCUGGGUCCUGCCUGGAAAGGGUGCUGACAGUGAGGCCAUCAGCAUGAGAAAAUGCUGGGAAGCCCAGAGACCGUAUAGGAAGUGGAGGAGUGCUGGGGAGCUUUGAGAACAUGGUGGAUGAAUGAGGAAACUCUGAAACCAUGGGAGGAAAAUGAGGGCAAUGAAGAGCCCUAAGACCCUGGGAGGUGAAUGUGGGAAUCCUGAGACCGCAGGAGGAAAGGGAGUGCAGUGGAACUGCAAAUGAGGGUGGUCCUGAAAAAAUGAAGGUCCACUGAUAAGACAGUGGGAGAGAGGAAGGACCACUAGGGAGACUUGGGAACAUAGGGAAAAGGGGAGACCUCUCCCACCAAGGAGGAAAGAUACCUAAGAAUGUGGUGGGACCUUAUCUCCCAAAGGAGGGUGAUAAGACACUUCAGUCCAGGACCCAGUUGGGGUGUGGGGGGAGUCCAGAAACAGCUCUGACUCUCCCUGUCUCAGUCAGUGUUUCUGCAGAGAGAGGAAUGUGAUGGCAACCAUUUAGCUAAGCUGGACUUGAGACAGCCAGCACCCUUCACUAUAAGUCCUGCCCAACCAACCCAGUGGCCUUCUACAAUGGAGUGAUUGCAUCAGUGAACAAGGAGAGGGAUAUACUUAUCUUCUGUCUGGACUUCUGUAAAGCCUUCAACACAGUCCUCCUCUGAACAUGAGAUAAAUGGAGUCAAUGGGUGAACUGUUCAGUGGGUAAUGUUGGACAGCUGCAUCCAGAAGAGAGUGGUCAAUGGUUCAGUGUCCUCAUGUGGACACUGGUGAUAAUGUUGCCCCUCAGGGAUCCACCUUGGGACCAGUCUUAUUUAGUGCUUCUGCCAGCAAUGUGAACAGUGGGAUCAACUGCACCCUCAACCUGCAAGUUUGCAGGUGACACCAAGCUGAGGUGGUUUGACACACAUGAAGACAGGAUGCCAUCCAGUGGGACCUGGACAAGCUUGAGGAAUGGCCCUUGGGAGCAUCAUGAGGUUUAACAAGGCGAAGGGCUGGAACAACCCCUGGCACCAGCACAGGCUGGGCAUGAACAGACCCAGAGCAGCCCUGCCCAGAAGGGCUUGGGGGUGCUGUGGGUGAGAGGCUGCACAUGGCCCGGCCAUGGCACUCACAGCCCAGAGAGCCAAACGUGUCCUGGGCUGCAUCCAGAGCCCCCGUGGGCAGCAGGGGAGGGAGGGGAUUCUGCCCCUCUGCUCUGCUCUGCUGAGACCCACCUGGAGCACCCAGCACGGGAGGGACAGGGACCUGCUGGAGUCAGCCUAGAGGAGGCCAUCAAGAUGAUCAGAGGGAGGGAGCACCUCUGCUGUGAGGAGAAUUGGGAUUGUUCAGCCUGGAGAAGAGAGACUUCAGGGAAAACUUACUGUGGCCUUCCAGUAUGAAAAGGGGCUACAGGAAAUCUGGAGAGAGACUUUACACAAGGGCUUGUAGCAAAACACAAGGGGAAAUGGCUUCAGACUAAGAGGGCAGCUCCUAGAAGAGCUUCCAUAGAAGGAGGCUGGUGGAGUCAGCCCAAUGGCAUGGCAAGGCUGGGACUGGACUGCAGGUCCCUUACAGUCUCAGCUAUCAUGAAAACAAAGACUUGCUGUGUGUGGCUUUCCUGGAGAGUCCAGACAUCCUCUCUGCUCCUAAAGCCCUGAGCUCCAGCUCCCACUGCCCACAGUGUCACAGUUGCCACCACAAGGACACAGUGCAGACCCCAUCCAGCCUCCGGUCCAUGGUUUCCGUAGGCUGGUUCAGCAUGGCUGCUUACUUGCCCAGCUUGAUGUGUGGCUUCUCCUUUCUUCCCAGCUGCAGGAUUUGCACUUUUACCCACUCCAGUAUCAGCAGGCUCCCAUCAAUAUAUUUCUCCAGGCCUCUCUGUACUCCAGUCCUACCCUCUCUGUAUCCCAGUCCUGUAAUGUAUAUACUGGCUUGGUGCCCCCCAGCUGCCUGAGCCCCCCCUGCCCUUCAUCCAGUGCACUGAUGAAGGCUCCAAGCACAAACCCCAGCAUCAACCCUUCAGCGAUUGCCAGGGGAACGAGGGUGUUACUGACACCCACAGCAGGCCUCACACCAUUCAGAUUUUCCAACCACACUCUUCUCCUCUUCUCCUGACCUCAUAUAUCUCCACUUUGCCAGUGAGUAGACCAUGGAAAAACAUGACCCAGACCUCAAAGGUUCUUCCAUUGCUCUCCCCUUAUCCACAGCCCAUUGUUCCCACAGCAGCAGGCAGGUCUGACAAAUAAUAAAUCCUUGAUAAAUCCUGCCUGGCUUUCCCCGUACUGGAUGGUCACAAACCAAGGAGGUAUGCUACAUCUUCUUCCUGGUAUCAAGGCAGGACAACAAAGUUCAGCUCCAGACAGGUGAUGGAGGGAUAAGAGAGGGCAAGACAGGAGCUAGCAGCAAAUAGUGGCAGAGGCAAGGGCAGCCAGGAAAACCAUCUUAUCUACCUUCACCAAACCACCCCCAGUGAAAGGCAGCAGAGGUGAGCUGGAAGGUUGGUGCAGACGUCCCCUUGUUGAGGAAUACCUCUGCUCCAGGCAGCUGGGCCUGCAUAGUGCAGCUAAAGAUGCAGAUGGAAAAGCAGAUUGAGCUUGGAGUGGGAGCCGAAGGCAAGGGGCUUUGAACUGCCACCCUUUGGGAUAGCAAAGGGCAAGAAGAUGAGCGGUGUCAGAGAGAUACAUGGGCACUGAGAGACACAGCAGGAGCUAGGAGUUGCUGACCUUUUGGAUAAUGAAAGAGAGAGGUGAUGAAAGCAAGGUGGAUGGACACAGUCAGAGGGCAAGGGAAGAGAGGAGGAGGGGCAAGGUUUGAGCACAAGCAGACACUGAGGGAAUAAAAGCCCGGGUGCUCCUUUGUUAGGCAUCCCUCUUCAGAGGAACCAUCUCAAGCUGUUUCUGUGUUACUAUGCUGUGAAUAAAUGGCUUUGUGGAAUGAGA